AUGUCCAGCGAGAUCCCUGUCGACCAGUUGGCUGGUCUCAACCUCGUCGACGUCCCAGAUUUCUCCAAUCCCAUCACCGAGGCCGAGCUGGCCGAGUUCAACGCGUGGACCAACGAGAUCUUUGAUACCCCAAUGGACUCGACACAAGGCACUCCCCUCGCCUCUGUGAUCGACGUCCGCCCUGCCGCCUCAGUGCUCGACGUCCGCCCUUCCGCGGCAGUGCUCGAGGUCCGACCCGGCUCCGCGGCACUAGACGUCAACCCCUCGGCUAGCCGAUACACCAGCUCCUCCGCCAGGCGGGGGCGAGGCAGAGUUCCGUCCUCCCACCCGUAUGCCCGAAGCCACAACGACCUCCUCGCAGACACCGACGCCCGUAUCGCGUGCGCCGUCGACUUUACGCGCAUCCGCCGCGCAAAGUGUAAGCACCACCCACAGCGCGCGCUGAACCCAGACCGCGACCCCGGCCCGCGGGGGUACUUCAAGAUCGCGCUCCGUGGGCUCGACGGCGAGAUGCAGCCGACCAGUGUCAGGGUGUGGGUCCGGCCCCGAACCGAUGCUGGGGACAUCAAGGCGUACUUGCGUGACUCGUUUGGAUACGAUCCCGACAUCGUUAGCCUCUCGCACAACGACGCUGCCCUGCAUGACGACGACUCGAUCCUCUCCCGUGGUAUCAAGAAGGGCGACCCGAUCAAUGUCAUGAUCACGAUCUCGGUCGGACCCACCUCCAUGCCUCCUGCAACAUCCGAUCGCUACACGGGUUUCGGCAGCCCACCCGCCGAGGAGUGGGCGUCAAUGCCUGGCCGCGGGGUGGCCGCGGUGGUCGGCCAGGUCCCAAAAUACAUCUAA
This is a messenger RNA of Vanrija pseudolonga, 846 nucleotides long. RefSeq lists its product as uncharacterized. NCBI's taxonomy places the organism in Eukaryota, Fungi, Basidiomycota, Tremellomycetes, Trichosporonales, Trichosporonaceae. Bases 1 to 846 code for a protein of 281 amino acids. Gene Ontology annotation, molecular function: protein binding. The transcript has 5 exons. The record is from RefSeq and is a predicted model, not a curated record.